Dovyalis caffra is the source of this 2415-nucleotide messenger RNA. The record is from the annotation of a GenBank genome assembly. Lineage: Eukaryota; Viridiplantae; Streptophyta; Magnoliopsida; Malpighiales; Salicaceae.
AUGGACGACCACCCGUCUUCUCUUCGUAAUCGAGAUCGUCUCUCCCCUCCGCCUGGAGAAUCACUGACUAAUCGUGAUAAUGCUUCAACGGAGCAGCCUCUUUCGCCGGAAAAUGAAAGGAUUGUUUCGGGGAAUCCUUCUCCGGAAGCAGCUGUCAUAAAACGCCCACAAUCUUCUGCUACUGUUGCUCCGGAUCUUACCAUUGUUCCACCGCCACCACAGCAGCCCAAUGCUUAUGAUUAUUUCUCACAUGACCAAACAAUGGCAGGUUAUGCUGGCUAUGGUAAUAGCACUGGUGUUUGGGAUGGGUAUUCUCAACAUCUUAAUGCGGCUGAUGGCAUGCAUUUAUCUCCGAUUAUCUACAAUGAUAAUCAAUCUCUCAUGUUUCAUUCUGGAUAUGGCUAUAAUCCUGAUAUGGGAUAUGGGCAAUAUUCUCCUAUGGCUGCACCCCUGACUCCUGUAAUGCUAGACGGCCAGUUAUACUCACCACAACAAAUUCCAUUCUCGCCAUUUUACCAUCCGAAUGUGCCUUCUUCAGGUCCUUUAGGCCCAUCUGAGCUAAUGUCAUCGGAAAGCAAUAGUGACAACUCCUUUUUUGGAACAGGAUCAGGUUACUUGGUACAUUAUGGAUCAUUUGGUGGAGGGAACAUAUCUGGGGCUCCUGGCUCUGGUUCCUUAACAUCUCCAUCUGCUUAUCCUCAACCAAUGGGCAUACUUGGGCCAUAUGAGCACCAUGUUGCACAGGGUUCUCAGCAAAGACCAUUGCAUGGAUAUGGAUAUACAUCAUCUCCCUCUGUUGGACAUUACCAGCAUGGUAGCUCUUAUCAGAGCUCUAGUUUUGGUAGGGGUUCAAUUUCUUAUGCGGGGGCUAAUGACAGGACACGAGUUGGACUUGAUAAAGGCAGGAGGAGGGAGAGAGACCAGGAUUCAAUUUAUUCUUCUAAUGAUUCACUUGGUUUUGACCGUAAUCGAGGACCAAGGGCUUCAAAACUUAAGGGAAAGAACACCACUGACCAGCUUUCCUCUUCUGGUAAUGGCAAAAGCAAUUCAGAUAGCUCUGGGAUUCGGCUUGAUUUAUAUAACCAGCCAGAUUUUGUCACUGAGUACGAGAAUGCCAAGUUCUUUAUAAUCAAGUCUUUCAGUGAAGAUAAUGUUCAUAAAAGUAUUAAAUAUAGUGUUUGGGCAAGCACGCCACACGGGAACAAAAACUUGAUGCUGCUUAUCGUGAAGCAAAGGAGAAAGAAGGAAACUGUCCAGUCUAUCUCUUGUUUUCGGGGCAAUGUGACUGCUGGGAACCUGGUUGCAUCUUGGACUGGCUGUCUAUGGAUAGGAAAGAGCAUCCACUUUCAUGGGGCAUCGCUUUCUGCUGUUUUUAUGUCCAGCUUUUCGCGUUUGGGUUAUGAGCCUUCUGCUGUAUCUUAUCGUGGGUCAAUAAAGGGGAUAAAUUCUAAAAUUGGUGAUCAAGACUUUGAAGCUGAAUUAGAACAUCACAAUCAUUUUAAUGAGCAACCUGUUUCUGCAACCUAUGUCAAUGCUAGUGGACAGUUCUGUGGAGUUGCGGAAAUGGUUGGACCUAUGGAUUUUGAGAAGGAUGCUGAUUAUUGGCAACAAGAUAGAUGGAAUGGCCAGUUCCCAGUCCAAUGGCAUAUUAUCAAAGAUGUUCCAAACAGUCGUUUCAGGCACAUACUACUUGAAAACAAUGAUAAUAAGCCUGUUACUCACAGUCGAGAUUCUCAAGAGGUGAAACUAGAACAGGGCAUUGAGAUGUUGAAAAUUUUCAAGGAUCAUGAUGCGCCUACGUCUAUCCUGGAUGAUUUUGAAUUUUAUGAUCAAUGUGAGAUAGCUUUGAAGGAAAGGAAAGCCAAACAACCUAGUUUGAAAGUAGAUAGUCCAGGUUUGCUUGCUGAUGAUACCAUAAAUCAAAUGUCUGAUAGUCUUGUGCAAUCUCUCCAGUUAGAUGAUGUUAAUAAGGAACCAGCAGCCAGAGAAGAGUUUGCUAGCUUAAGACCUGGUAUGGAGGUUUUACCGGCUAAUAAUUGCAGCAAUAAUGCAGUGGAACUUGCUAACGAUUCCAACAUUUUGGUUUCAAAAGCUGAAGAUUCCAACAAUCAUAACUUCCCUCCUGCUUUAAAGUCAAAAGAUGGUAGCGUUCGGGCCUUGAAUGAAGCAAAUGUAGUCAAAGCAUAUGGAGAUACCAAUCACAGCAAGAAAUGGCCAUGUCCAUAUGCUGCCAGUGUUGUCAUGUCAUCAUCGAUGAGCAUAGCUCCUCUGAAAGAAGUCGUACCGGAAACUGGAGAAGAAGUCGAUGCUGAUAAGGUCCAAUUAAACACAGUUCUAGUAGUUAAGGCUGGUGAAGUUAUACCCAUUGAUGGAAUCGUUGUAGAUGGUAACUGUGAAGUGAAUGGAAAACUUUAA